Molecule: messenger RNA, 1053 nt
Organism: Ipomoea triloba (trilobed morning glory)
Lineage: Eukaryota; Viridiplantae; Streptophyta; Magnoliopsida; Solanales; Convolvulaceae
Product: phosphatidylinositol N-acetylglucosaminyltransferase subunit P
Exons: 5
Coding region: 283-792 (169 amino acids)
Source: RefSeq, a predicted model, not a curated record
UGAUAAAAUCAUUUUCAACAAUACAAUAUUUAAAAGGGGGACGAAUUCAUUAAUCUUUAGUCGUUAAUCCUUUAUCAAAUUGGUAAAUCUCAACUAGCAAUCCGACCCGAUUGAAGUACCCAACUCCGGGAACAGUUGGCCGGCGACCAUCUUCCGAUCUCCUCGCUCUCCCUUCCGGACGUACUUCCUGUCAAUGCAUUCAUGACGAAGUGGUGCUCUAAUCAACAGUAAGAUGCAGUUUGGUCCUUCUGGAAUCAUAGGUUGCUUGCAGAGAAAGUGAUAAUGGAAGAUCCUCAUUCAGUUAAUAGUCCUCGGAGGAUCCUUAGUCUUACACAGAAUAGGAAAGCAACCGUUCUCUUCCCAGACUCAAAUAACAAAGUUUCAACAUUUGGUGUUCCUGCAGAUUAUGGACCCAAGCCUUCAGAAGUUUAUGGGUUUGUUGGGUCCAUUUCAACCGUUGUUGCCACAGUUAUCUUUUUAGUGUGGGCAUAUGUUCCAGAGAAUUGGUUGCAUUCAGUAGGGAUCUUUUACUAUCCAAGCAGAUACUGGGCAUUGGCUGUGCCCGCCUAUCUGAUGGUGACUGUAGUUCUAGCAAUAACAUUUUACAUUGGCCUCAACUUCAUGGCCACCCCUCCCCCGGCUUCAUUCAACACAAAUUUUGAUGAAUUCAGCAGAGAACCUUUGCCCAGCAGCGCUCUAACGGAUGACGAUGAUGAUGAGCGCCCCAUUGACCCCAUAUCUGACAUCGGCAUUGACCAAAUUAACAACAUCAUGUUUAACAAUCCACAAUGACAUUUCGCUAAUCAGCACAGGAACAGUUAUUUUACUGUUGUCGCUUCGGCUUUCGGGUAUGAGCUUCUCUAUAAAUUUCAUUUCUUGCUUGGAGGUGCUCAUACUGUUCUCCAAUUAUCUGCAGUAGUUAGAAUUGAACUUUACCGUUACAUGUAUUAGUAAUAUAGUAUCAAACUUGUUUAGAAUGCCUUGUGUGUAUUUACUAAUUACUACAUUAGACAAAAUGAGUAAUACUAUAUGUACUCGCAUUUUUUUCCACCA